AUGGCUGAUGGACCAGUCAACGAAGCCCGCGCACUGCGCGUCAUGGAGAUCAUGAACGACUUCCGAACGUUGCAAAUCCACAUCAACUCGCUCAUCACGCGCAGUGAGGCCAAUCCUCCAGACCAGGAAUCCUACUACCUGGACGGCUAUGUGGUCUUGAGACAGUGUGCCGCUGAGUCGCAGGCAGUUCUCGCGGGCCACUUUAAUCCGGGCAACCUUGGACUUCAGUCUGGCAGCAUCCCCGAGACCGAAGUCCAGAAGGCGUCUCUACAACGAAUUAUCCUCGAUGCCUCUACGAGAAGGUUCCAAGCCCACAAAAUCUAUCUGCGAGGGUCUGCGGCGAUGCGCUGGGUGCAACUGCGCGCUCAGCUCCUGCGAGGAGAGAAGCCAAGCCCCAGACACGCGACCGGUCUCCGGGCCAUUGACCAGAGACUUCGCCAGGAACUCAAUGAUAUUACGGACGACCAUGUUUUCCGAGACCUUCGCAACGCCGACCGACGAAAGCACUAUUGGGUGGACGAAGACCCAGUCUUGGAACGCAUGCUGGGAUGGAUUCGGAUGCAGAGGUGA
Cladophialophora psammophila CBS 110553 is the source of this 570-nucleotide messenger RNA. RefSeq lists its product as uncharacterized. NCBI's taxonomy places the organism in Eukaryota, Fungi, Ascomycota, Eurotiomycetes, Chaetothyriales, Herpotrichiellaceae. The record is from RefSeq and is a predicted model, not a curated record. The coding region runs from base 1 to 570 and encodes 189 amino acids. The transcript is spliced from 4 exons.